AUGGACAGAGGUGCAGCGAGGAGUAAGAAGAGACCUUCAAAAGAGCAAACAAAACCGGUGACACCGACCAUCGCACCAACUCAACAACUUGCAGUAAAAUCACAGAUCACCAGUCAACAUGAAUCUCAAGCUGGACCAUCGAAAUCCAAUAUGCAUAAAGGACGUAAAGCAAAGUUCGGAAACCAAAUCAGAGAAGUACAAUCUAAAGAUCCAAGUUUAUAUAAACCCAAAGCCAUUCGAACGUCCGCUGCAUUGAUCUAUUCUCAAGAACGAUUCAGUCUCCCACCUUCAUCAGAGCUAUUAGCCAAUGUACGCAGAGUAGAUCUGAGCGGAAGUGAUGUUACGGACGUUAGCUGGCUAGAAGGUACUGGUGUAACUUGGUUAAGUUUGAAUGGUUGCAAGAUUACAAAAGGCUGGGAUGCGGUAGGAAGCCUAGAAGAACUGACGGUACUGAACAUCAAUGGUUGUGGAUUGAAAUCACUGCCCGUAGAAUUGAAGAACUUGUCAAAAUUGAAAGCUGUGGUAGCUAUGAAUAACGAUUGGAUCAAACUUGAUGAUGAUGUUAUAGAAGGUUGGAAAGAUCUCAAUUCGCUUAUCAUAUCGCAUUCACCUAAUUUAACUGGUUUACCAAAAUCGUUAAAUCAGUUAUAUCAUUUAUCAAAAUUAACAUUUUCACAUUGUCCCAAAAUAACUUGUGGAUCAGGAUCAAAAUCAGGAUCAGGAUCAGGAUCGAUACCUGAUUUAUCAAUAUUACCUUUAUUAAGAGAUGUUAAGAUGAAUAAUCUACCUUUAUUAACUGAUUUGCCUGAUCAUCUACCUUCUUGGGGUAAAGGUGAUCUAUCAUUAGUUAAACAAACGAAUAAUCAUGAUGAUAUCAGUGGUAGUAGGAGCAAGGAUAAUGAUAAUAGUAACAAAAAUAAAGGUGAUGGAUUAGAAGUUCUAGAUCUAGGUAAUUGUUCUUUAUCAUUCGCAUCGAUUUCAAAGUUGUUCAAUUUAUCAUCAACGCAUGGACCAAAAAAUGAUAAGACUGGAAAUCGAGUCGUCAAAUGGGAUCAUUUGAGAUCAUUAACAUUACAUUCAAAUCCAUUGACUACAACUCAUCCAAAUUACGUUGAAUUACUACAACAAAAUUCAGAAACUACUUUACCUAAAUUACAAAUCAUCGAUGCUAAGCGAGUUGUCGAAAGGAAACGUAAAGGUGAAAUUCAAGAAUCAAGAAUUGAUAGAAGGAUAAGAGAGAGGAGAGAACAAAGAUUAAAUAAAUCUUCAGGUUCAGGUAUGAAUAAUAUAAGUGGGAAAAAAGAAAUGAGGAAAUGGGGUAAUAAUGAAGAAGAACAGACACAACAAGAAAAUCAUGAAAAUACCACAGGCAAUGCCGUCACUGCUGAAAAGAGCGAUCAAUCACCUGAGGAAAAAUCUAAGAAAUCGAAGAAAAGAAAACAUAAUGAUCAACCCGUACUUUCCGCUAAUCAAAGCACGGAAGAUAGACUACAUAAACGUAAACGAGCUCCUUCACCGCCUUUGUCUGCUGCACCCACUGCUACAACCAAGGACAUAACAGAUUCAAGAACCUCCAAAACACAAGAUGAACCUAUAUCAACUUCCAAUAAAAAAGAUCGAUCUGGUAAGACUCAAACUGCCGUGAUAGGUGUGAUAGAUGUCAAGAACGGCGAAGAAGUAGAGAUGACCUCUAAGAAAAAGAAGAAAUUGAAAGCUAAGAUCAAACGUGGUGAUGAAGUCAAAGGUGGUAUCGAUUUACGAGAAGUCUUCGGAAAGAAAGAUGACACUUCAAAAGCGGUUGAACAAGAAGAGAAACAAGGUGGUGGUGAUGAUGCUUGGAGAUUGGGUGUCGGCGGAUGGUAA
This is a messenger RNA of Kwoniella shivajii, 1863 nucleotides long. RefSeq lists its product as uncharacterized. Lineage: Eukaryota; Fungi; Basidiomycota; Tremellomycetes; Tremellales; Cryptococcaceae. The coding region runs from base 1 to 1863 and encodes 620 amino acids. The record is from RefSeq and is a predicted model, not a curated record. The transcript is spliced from 3 exons.